Molecule: messenger RNA, 2377 nt
Organism: Bombus impatiens (common eastern bumble bee)
Lineage: Eukaryota; Metazoa; Arthropoda; Insecta; Hymenoptera; Apidae
Exons: 6
Coding region: 77-1525 (482 amino acids)
Molecular function (GO): lipid binding
Source: RefSeq, a predicted model, not a curated record
ACUAAAUUCAUUGACGCAUCUCAGUCGAGUGCGUGGCCUCUUCUACUAUACAUCAUACUGAUCGGUACUUUUCGUCAUGGUCGUUCAUUUCGAUCGUAUGUCAAAACCGGAAAUGCAUCUUCCAAAAUUAUUUCUUCUUUUUUCCUUUUUUAUCGCAAUAGGCCAAUGUGAUGUUCAAAAUUCUAUUGGAAAAGAUGAUACCACAGCACAAAUAGCGCUUGGCGAGAAGCGACUCGAGGAUCAUAUUCGCGCGAUUGUAAAGCACUAUCAGCAAGAAGAUCCGAUAGGUCUACCUGGUGUGCCUAUACCCGAUCCCUUGCCAGUACCGGAUAUGAAGCAUUCGUUUUCUAUGUAUACUAUGAACUUCAAACAAAUGAAUGUUUACGAUUUAUCAAAAUUCCGGAUAGUAAACAUGGAAUCAGAACUGGCUUUGAUGCAAAUUUCAGUGACUUUAAAUAUGAAAAACCUGAACAUUCGUGGAUUCUAUACUCUCUCUUCUUGGCUAUCACGAUCGGCUGGUAAUUUUACUGUGAAAUUGUCGGGAGUGUACGUGAAAGGACUUGGCAGGCUGGAAGUGGCCAGCGAUGGUAAACUGCAAGCACAAAACAUCGAUUUGGAUUUGACAUUUGAAAAGAUAGACAUGGAUUUCAAGAAUUUGGGCUUCCUGGGCUCUGUGUUUCAAAGCAUGAUCAAUUCUGUAGGCACCUUUAUUUUCGACAGUAUUAAACCUUUCAUAUUGAAGGAAAUAAAUACGAAAGCUAGGGGCGAGGCUAACAAACAAAUCUCACAAUUGCCGCAGCAAUUCCCGAAUUCUAUAUCGCCCUUCGAUAUGUUAAUAACCGAGAUCCGCAGACAAAUAUCUGAAAAAGGCUACGAUCCGUUCAAGGUGAAGGAUUAUAGCCAGACCGUCGGUAUAUUCACAGUGAUGUCGACUCAUACUUGGAUCACUGGCCUGGGAAGCGUUUACCGAAUGGGAAACGUUACUUUAAGCAUACAGAACAAAACAGUGUAUGCAACAAUCGAUGCUGGUACCCAAGAAAUUGAAGGAAAGACUCAUUGGGAAAUAAGCGUGAUUGGUGGUGUUUUAUCAAGAGCUGGUAUAGUUACCUUUACUAUACAAUAUUUCAGGGCUCAAGUAAAAUUAAGCCAGCCCCUGGACACUCGGCAAAAGCCGAACAUGGAAGGUCUUGAUCUUGAAUUGGGUAAUAUUCAAGCAAGAGUGCAUGGAGCUGGUACCGUCGAUUACUUAAUCGAAGCAAGCAUUAAUAUAUUACCAAACCUUUUAAGGUAUCAGAUAAUGGAUGCAAUAGAAGGACCACUUAAAAGACGUAUUCAAAUUGAACUAGACAAAGUGGACGUCGAAAAAGAGAUUUACGAACAUAUUCCACAUAUAGAGGAACAUGCUACUAGACAUAUUCAUGGUUUGGUUCCUCCGGAAGAGACGAUUUUAGAAGGGUUAAUGCCGCCUCAGGAUCAAGAUGAACAACCAUUUUCAGAGAGUGAAGAAAAUCGAGGUCCUUCGUAAAAAUUGAACUUAUUAUAAAGUACAUAAAUAAUAAAGUACAUUACGCGGUAUUUAAAUUAUUUAAAUUUGAAGAUACAAUUUUUUAACGCCAUCAAAGUUACAAAAAAGAUCUGUUUACUGACAGAGGUCGUGAUAAAUACACUGCGCAAUACACUGUGUGCUUUGUAAAUAUUUUUGUUCUAUUAAAACAUAGUAUUAAAAUAUAUUAUUGUUAUAGAUUAAUGAUAAAGAAUCUUCUCAUUUCAAUAUUUAACGUUUAUUUACUGAAAAAAACUUUUAUUAAGGAUACAAUAGUGUACACAAGUGUAUAUUAAACUAUAGUUACAAAUAUAAUGUCCAUAACAAAUUUUUGGCAGGACAUUGUACAAUUAAAUUUCGUAAUAUUGAAUCAUAUAGAAUAUAGAUAUUAUUAAUUAAAUUGCGUAAUAAUGCGGUUAAAUUACCAGUUAAACAUAUCGGUAUAAUGGUGCCGUCAUAUAGAAAUUCAAUUCAUGAUAUUUAUUUUGAUCCUUUUUUUCAUAGUAUUUCAUACAUAUUCAUAGAUUCUAUGUCCACGGUUCCUGUACAUUUCAAUAUAUUGACAUUUUUACUAUUUACAGUUAUAAGUUACGAAAAACGUGUCAAUACAUUGAAAAACCUUAAAACUAUUUUUUAUACAAGAUUACCAGGACAAUAAAUCAGAUGUUAGAUACAUAACCUAUUACAAAUAAAUAUAAAUACAUUGCAUACAUAAAGAAUAUAUUUAGGGUGAUACUGUACUUUGAAUUUUACAUUUAAAUGUCUUUAACAUACUGUUUCAAUAUGUGCGAUUUUUUUAAGCUUAAAGAAGAAGUUUCAUGAUGAAUUUCUAUG